Messenger RNA from Hyla sarda, 4848 nucleotides. It is a transcript of the gene NFIX, whose product is annotated as nuclear factor I X. Gene Ontology annotation, biological process: regulation of transcription by RNA polymerase II. The transcript is spliced from 11 exons. The coding region runs from base 700 to 2181 and encodes 493 amino acids. NCBI's taxonomy places the organism in Eukaryota, Metazoa, Chordata, Amphibia, Anura, Hylidae. Gene Ontology annotation, cellular component: nucleus. Gene Ontology annotation, molecular function: DNA-binding transcription factor activity, RNA polymerase II-specific; RNA polymerase II cis-regulatory region sequence-specific DNA binding. The record is from RefSeq and is a predicted model, not a curated record.
UCGAUGCUGGCCACCAAUUCAGCACGGAGAGUGAAAGCAAGAGAGAGGGGGAACGAAAGAGAGAGAGAGAAAGAGAGUUUAAACAGAAAGGAAAAAAAACUGCUUUCUCUUUUACUCGCAACGACCUUUCAAAAAAAAAAGAAAAAAACAUAUUUUUUCUGUUAGACUCCCCCCCUCCUCCUUUCAUUUUGCUAUCUUCUAUUUUUAUAUCGAUUAUCAAUAUUUCUAAUGCAUACCAAGAUGUUUUCCUUUAAUUUUUAUUCCAUGCACCAUCAUUUUUCCAGAUGACUUUUUAGUAGUCUCUCUUGCUUUCUGUUUACCUGGAAUUUUUAUGUUUACCUUUUUUAAAAAUUUUUUUAAUUAAUUUUUUCUUUUUUUUUUUUUAGGCCUUUGAUGUUAAAAACUUAGUGUCUGGGAAAUAUUAUUGCAUUUUUUCAUAAUUUAGAUUUGUACUGUACUGCUUCCAAAUUUUGACAAUAAGGAAUAAUUUUUUUUCUUUUAAUAUUUUUCAUAGGUUGCAUUUUUUUGCAUAUUGUCCCCUAUUUUAUGAUCCACUUUACUUUUUCUCUGUUUCAUUGUUUAUAUUCCUACACUCACCUAUCCACUCCAUGCUCUCUGCUUCUCUCUCAUUCUUAUACUGAUAAGCUCCGACAUUGGAUGGUUUAACAUUUCUGCAGAAGUUCGAUAUGACACCAAGAGAUGGAUGAAUUUCACCCCUUCAUCGAAGCUCUUCUUCCCCAUGUGCGCGCAUUCUCAUACACAUGGUUCAAUCUCCAAGCAAGGAAACGCAAAUACUUUAAGAAGCAUGAGAAACGGAUGUCAAAGGAUGAAGAGAGGGCGGUGAAGGACGAAUUACUAGGGGAGAAGCCUGAGAUCAAGCAGAAGUGGGCGUCACGGCUCUUGGCCAAGCUGAGGAAAGACAUCCGGCCAGAGUUCCGAGAGGACUUUGUCCUGACCAUCACCGGGAAGAAGGCUCCAUGUUGUGUCCUCUCUAACCCAGAUCAGAAGGGCAAAAUUCGGAGGAUUGACUGCCUUCGCCAGGCAGAUAAGGUGUGGAGGUUGGACCUGGUGAUGGUCAUCCUGUUUAAGGGGAUUCCGCUGGAGAGCACAGAUGGGGAACGUCUCUAUAAGUCACCCCAGUGCUCCAACCCAGGGUUGUGCGUUCAGCCACAUCACAUUGGAGUGUCCAUCAAAGAACUGGACCUCUACCUGGCCUUCUUCGUCCACACGCCUGAUUCUGGGCAGUCAGAUAACACAAACCAGCAGACAGAGGUGGACAUAAAGCCUCCUCCAAAUGGACAUCUCACUUUCCAGGACUGUUUUGUCACUUCGGGGGUGUGGAAUGUCACAGAGCUUGUCCGUGUGUCCCAGACACCUGUUGCAACGGCAUCCGGUCCUAACUUCUCACUGGCUGAUCUGGAGAGCCCAAGCUAUUACAACAUAAACCAGGUGACACUUGGGCGACGAUCCUUAGCAUCGCCUCCAUCCAGCAGUACUACAAAGCGCCCAAAAUCCUUGGACGACAGUGAGUUAGAGAGCCCGGUGGAUGAUGUGUUUUACCCGGGCACAGGCAGAUCCCCUGCAGCUGGGGGCAGCCAAGCCAGUGUAUGGCAGAAUGAUGUGGACACAGGCCCUGGAUCUCUUAAGAAGUCAGGCAAGCUAGAAUAUUGCCAGACCAGCUCUUCUCGCAUGGCAUUCACCCAUCAUCCCCUCCCUGUGCUGGCUGGAGUGAGACCAGGGAGCCCUCGGGCAUCAGCAUCUACUAUACAUUUCCCUUCAACGUCCAUUAUCCAGCAGUCCAGCCCUUACUUUACCCACCCAACAAUACGCUACCAUCAUCAUCACCAUAGCCAGGACUCCCUCAAAGAGUUUGUCCAGUUUGUCUGUUCAGACACCUCUGGGCAGGGAGCAGGGCAGCCCAGCAGCGGGGCCCAGGGGAAAAUGUCGGGUUCCUUUUUGCUGCCACCCCCCGCACCUGUGGCCAGGCCUGUCCCCCUUUCCCUGCCAGACACAAAACCUGUCACCAGCAACAACAUUGUCCCAGAAGGAGGACUGUCAGCACCAGCAUCACCCUCAUUCUCAGCGCCUUCCCCCGCCGGGUCCAACAGGUUUGUCACAAUUGGAUCACGAGACAGCAACUUUCUGAACCUCCCCCAGCAGUCUCAAUCGUGGUUCCUUUAAUAUUACCGCUAAGCUGCAAAUCUACGAGCGGAUGGAACAAAGAUUUGUGACACGGACCCCUACCCUCUAUAUACACUUGACUACAGGAGGUCUUCCCAAGAGCAAGCACGGAACACUAGGACCUUCUUCACAAUGCGUACGACAGAAAACCUAAAAAAAAAUAUUAAAAAAAUUACACAAAAAUUACAAAAAAAAAAAAAGGCUUUUUUUUGGGAGGGGGGCAGAAUUUUUAAAUGUCUGCGCUGCUUAACACCCUCUGGUAGUGAAGGGAAAAUGCCACUCCCUUAUCACCCCUUUUUCUCAUCCUUGCUAAUUUUGUCUUGUCAAUGCUUUUCCACUUGUCGUAUCCUGUUCUCACCUCUUCAGGUUUCACUUUUUUCAAAAAGGUGUCUGGGUGUCCGUAUCGCCUCUGUGGGUAAAAUAUUCAGGAGGGGUUUAGGACCUCAAGUCUCUUCCUCUAGUGGCAUGAUCUAUUUGUACAUAUGGAGGAGACUUUUUAUCAAUAGAGUCUGUGCCUCAUGAUAUUGGGGCCAUGUGACCAUUAAGAGGUAUUUCAUAUCACCGAUUUGUCGCCCUUGUUUCCUGAUCAAUCGGGUGGGAAUAGUAAUGGUUUCAUAACGCAGAAAAGAAAAAUCCAAUACAUCUUUACAGUUCUUAUUUUUGAUUGCUUUUAUUUCAUUAAAAAAAAUCUAAAAUUUUUAGUAGCAUCUGUGUUCUAAAAAAAAAAAAAAAAAAAAAAGCUCAAAGGAGCAACGUGGGCAUAAUGGCAAGGGACAAUGACACAACUUCAAACACUUAAGUGCAAUGAUUUUAAAUUAGUUUUUAGUAUUUUUUUGCUUUUAAAGUUACUAUUUAAUAGCAUGAAUACAUUUCUUUUUUUGUAAGAUUUUUUUUUUUUUUCUCUUUUGUUUUUCAGAAAGUCCCUUAUUUUCCCGACGGACUCUAAAAAUAAAUAAAUUGGGAAAUCUGUCUGCCUUCAGACAUUAACAUUUUUUGGAAUUUUUUUCUUGCACUAAAUAUAAUGAAAUCUUGUUAUUAUCGUUUCUGUGUUUGCAUCUGUUUGACCCGUUGCACUAUUUUUUAACAAGUUCUUUGUAAAAAGAAUUUUUAAAAAGUCAAAACGUGAAAUGUUUAAUAAAAAAGAAAGAAAAUGCAGCAGAGUAUUGAUUAUAUCAAAACUGUAAUUAUGUGAUAUCUUUUUGAUGGAAAUAUCCAAUGUAUUAUUGCAAAUCUGCAAAACCAGAUUUAAUAGGAUUCUGGUAAAACAGUUUGUUCAAAAUGUAACUAUGAAGGUGAAAUUUGGCAUUUCAGCAAUUCAAAAUUAGUCCUAAAAUUUGAACUGACUUAGGUCAGUGGAUUGAAAGAAUUUUCAAAAAACUUUAUAAAUAGAGAUGAAUUGAAAUAAAUAUUGCUAAUUAUUUAAAAUUUCUAAUGCCAUAGUGUUAAUUUCUAGAUUCUACAACCCCAGUAAUGUAGAGUGUUUGCCAAAUUUUAACUUCUCAUAGAUAAGGUGAUAUUUCUGUUUCCACUUGUUUGUCAGUAAUCCUUUUACAUGAUUUAUUUUGAGAACUGCUGGACGAAUACAAUUUUUCUGCUGCUGGUUAACAACUAUAUUUAAUGAGUGGAUGUAAGAUUUUGGAAUUUUUUAACCCCCUUUAGGUGCUUUUGCUUUUAUUUAAAAACCACAUCUGAAAAACCAACAUUAAAGCAUGAUGCACUUUUUUGAUUUUGUUUUAGUGUUCCCACUUUUUAUAGGAAUUGUUUUAGGGUGUGAUUGUAGGGUGGGGUGUUAAGGGAUGUAGAAAGCUGUUCAGUGGCCGCUUGUGGAAAAAGUGAUCAUUUUACUCUGCUUCUGUAUAUUUUCAGACGAUUGGAACUUCAAGCAGGAUUUAGUGUACAGUAGGGAGUGCCUUAAAUGUUUAAUUUGCUUCAAACUGGACGCAACAAAAGGGAUUCAUCCUAACUGGAAAUCAUCCCUAAAAUCUCCCAGCAAGAGGGUAUCAUGAAUGACUAAUACCAGCCUGCAUAGUGCCUUUCUAUAAUUCUGUAGUGGUGAAGUAACGAGGAGCUGGGAUUUCGAAAAAAAGGAAUUCGAAUGUGGAUGUUGCCCCCCCUUUCCCAAAAGAGAUAGAUAAAUAAAUAAAUAAAUAUAAAAAAAUAAAGGUCUAUGAAGAAAAAUUUAGUUGUAAGCCAACUGAUAUUACACAAUAAAAUGAUUGUGGAUUAGAACCUCCUUAUUCAGUUUUCCAGAAAUUAAAUUCCUUUUAUGAUCCUAUAAAGCAAUACUGUUCACUUAACAUGCACUUGUCCUACAACAAUAAGAUUAUAUAUGACUGAGGAGCAAUGUGUAAUGUACAGGGAUCAUUACUCCAAAUAAUAUGUAUGUCUAAGGCAUUUCAGCUUCAUGCUUGCUUGUAUACCUAGUAGAGGAAGAGUUUUUCCAUCACAAGUCAACAAUUCUAUUGCAUCUAGACAAAACGAAAUAUAGUCUUAGAGGUUGAUGUAGAUAACUUCUUGAAAUGCCUUAUGCCUUGAAAUGCUGUAUACGAGCACAGUCUGCUCUUCAGGUGAUACAAGUAGUUCUAAAAAUAUUUUUUAAAUCAAGAAAUGCCAGAAAAUGAAAGCGAUUUACAAAUUUCUUUAAUUUUAAGAGAAAAUGAUUUCCAA